Messenger RNA from Kockovaella imperatae, 979 nucleotides. RefSeq lists its product as hypothetical. NCBI's taxonomy places the organism in Eukaryota, Fungi, Basidiomycota, Tremellomycetes, Tremellales, Cuniculitremaceae. The record is from RefSeq and is a predicted model, not a curated record. The transcript has a single exon. The coding region runs from base 184 to 930 and encodes 248 amino acids.
GGACAAUGUCAAGGACGAAAAAGGUGAUGUUCUCGGAGGUGCUCGUUCAACGAAUGCUGAUCUCGAUCAGCAAAUGAGCAGCAAGAUGAAAGAGAGCCUCCGUCCAAGACCACGAAAACGGAACCGUCUUCUGAGUCCAAGUCAUCCCCUUUGGAUUGGCUCUUAUCCCAAGAAGCUUUCGACAUGGCCAAUCCCGAAAUUCCCGAAGGUCACGGAGAGAUCGACUGGGAUCCAUCGUCCCAGCGUAAGACCCCGCCCGAUGCCGACGCCGGCAAACACUCAAGCUCUGAUGAUAAGAUCCUACGCUACCCUCAAUCCGCUCUGACUCCCUUUCAAAACUUGGUUUGCGCUUCGAUCCUCUCCAAGCCAUUGUCCCACAAGCUCGGGUUGAGGACAAUUCAGACACUGCUCAACCCUCCAUUCUCUCUCCGCACAUGGAAGGACUUGGACGAAGCAGGGUUUGAGGGACGUAGAAAGGUCAUGUGGGAGGCUCGUACACAGCACAAGGAGAAGACUGCUUCUCUGCUUGGUGAUCUCUGUCAAGGCGUCAAGGAUCUCUGUGGUGAAGACGAAAAGGAUCUCUCUGAACUCUCGGGCGUGAGGGACCAAGUGAAAGACUUGAAAGAUCCUAAGGAGGCUCAGGACAAAGUCGUCGAUACUUUGACGGACAUCAAGGGUAUCGGACCCGGCGGAGCUGCCAUCUUCUUGCGCCGGGCUCAAAUCGACUGGCAGGAGGUUUUCCCGUUCGCCGAUGACAGGAGCUUGAAGGCUGCAAUGCAGUUCAAAUUGAUCAAGGAAGGAGAAGGAGCCAAAGAGCUCGCGGACACUGUUCAGGGGGAUCGGAAGAAAUACGUACGACUGGUCGACACCCUCGUAGGAUUGGAGCUCGAGAAAAAGGUCGACGAGGCGCUCAAGGCGGCCGGUGUAUAAUUACCCCGUUCUCUCAGCAAAGUCCCAUACAUGUUUAGAUGUAUUCGAU